This is a messenger RNA of Medicago truncatula (barrel medic), 1853 nucleotides long. RefSeq names its product inositol transporter 1. Gene Ontology annotation, biological process: transmembrane transport. Lineage: Eukaryota; Viridiplantae; Streptophyta; Magnoliopsida; Fabales; Fabaceae. The record is from RefSeq and is a predicted model, not a curated record. Gene Ontology annotation, molecular function: transmembrane transporter activity. The transcript has 6 exons. Bases 75 to 1589 code for a protein of 504 amino acids. Gene Ontology annotation, cellular component: membrane.
GUAAUAUUGUAUUGGCUAUCUAUUGGGACUUAACUCAACUAAUCAUCCAAUCCAUUAAUCUUUGUUACGAUGAGAUGACGGUAACAACAUCAAUUCGAAUUCCAGGAAGCUCUGGGUAUUUGGAUAUACACCCUGAAAGAAAAGUCUCUGUGUUUAAGAACCCUUACAUUUUGUGUCUCACUUCUGUAGCUAGCAUUGGUGGAUUACUCUUUGGCUACGACACUGGUGUUAUAUCAGGUGCUCUCCUCUAUAUUAAAGAUGACUUUCAGGCCGUCAGAUACAGUCAUUUUCUUCAGGAAACAAUUGUCAGCAUGGCAGUGGCUGGUGCAAUUGUUGGAGCAGCAGUAGGUGGUUGGAUGAAUGAUCGUUAUGGAAGAAAGAAGGCAACCAUCAUUGCAGAUGUUAUCUUUAUUCUCGGAGCAAUUGUCAUGGCUGCUGCGCCAGAUCCUUAUAUUCUCAUACUUGGCCGUGUUUUGGUUGGUUUGGGCGUGGGUAUAGCUUCAGUUACUGCUCCCGUGUAUAUUGCAGAAUUGUCACCAUCAGAAAUAAGGGGAGGACUUGUAGCCACAAACGUGCUUAUGAUAACUGGUGGACAGUUUAUUUCUUAUCUAGUAAAUCUUUCUUUUACGCAGGUCCCCGGGACAUGGCGAUGGAUGCUGGGAGUUUCGGGUGUGCCAGCAGUAAUUCAGUUUUUUCUCAUGCUCUUCCUGCCUGAAUCGCCCAGAUGGCUCUACAUAAAUAAUAGGGAAAAUGAAGCCAUUAUUGUGCUUGGUAAGAUAUAUGACUUUGAUCGUUUAGAGGAUGAAGUUGCUUUACUUACAGCUCAGUCAGAGCAAGACCGCCAAAAAAGGGCUGAUGUCAGAUACAGGCAUGUUUUUAAAUCAAAAGAGAUCAGACUUGCAUUCCUUGCCGGAGCUGGACUACAGGCUUUUCAGCAAUUUACAGGUAUAAACACAGUGAUGUACUACAGUCCAACAAUUGUCCAAAUGGCUGGCUUUCACUCUAAUGAGUUGGCUCUUCAACUCUCUCUCAUAGUUGCUGGCUUGAAUGCUGCCGGAACAGUUCUUGGUAUUUACCUUAUUGACCAUGCAGGACGGAAAAAAUUAGCCCUGUAUAGCUUAGGAGGAGUAAUAGCUUCGCUAAUAAUCUUAUCAGUCUCAUUUUUUAACCAAUCAUCUAGCACUACUACAAAUCAAAAUGAUUUGUAUGGAUGGCUUGCGGUUGUUGGUUUGGCCCUAUAUAUUGCAUUUUUCUCGCCAGGGAUGGGGCCUGUGCCGUGGGCAGUAAACUCUGAAGUAUAUCCGCAGGAGUACCGAGGAAUGUGUGGAGGGAUGUCAGCUACUGUGAAUUGGAUUUCAAAUUUGAUUGUGGCUCAGUCAUUUCUUUCCAUUGCAGAAGCUGCAGGGACUGGUCCUACAUUCUUGCUUCUUGCUAUUAUAGCUGUUAUAGCGUUUUUGUUUGUGGUUUUUUUGGUUCCAGAAACCAAAGGGUUGACAUUUGAUGAAGUGGAGUUGUUGUGGAGGGAGAGAGCUUGGGGUAAGAAUCCUCGCACUAAAACCCUUCUUGAACGUGGAAAUCAGUCCUAUUAGUACUAGGAAUUGUUCUUGUUUUUCUAUGAAUUUUGAUUUAUGAGAGGCAAAGUGAUUUUUUGGGCACUGAUUGCUUUCGAUUGCAUGUCUGCAAAUCUUCAAGUGGCCCAGUUCAAAUUCCACAAAAGUUUUCUCUUUCCUAAUACUAAUAAACUUACUUGGAUUUUGUGUCUAAUCUUUGACCACUCAAACAGCUUUACGUGGACUGUCUUUGUGAAAGUUUCAGCUCACCUUCCCAAUUUUAUUUGUGAUCAUUUAUCUUUA